GGCCUGGCAUUCUCCGGGUCGCGAAGUUGCCUAAUUUGGCAGAGGCGGGAGUCGGUUAACUCAGCACCUCCACGAAUCUUACGCCUCCGCACAGCUUCCCUCCCCCGUUCUGUCAAGAUGCAAGCUCAAUCGUCGUUGCCCACGUCUGCAACACAGGCGAAAGACAAGCACUACAUGCUUCUUGGACACAGUUUGGCCCGACUAUCAAGGGCCGUCGGGCAGACCGCGGAUUUGUGCGAGCUUAUGAGAAUCAAUCUGGAUGCUAUGAAGGUGCUAGCAGCGACACACGCGGCUCAGUAAGUUGCAGGAAACUCUAGUA
This is a messenger RNA of Phanerochaete carnosa HHB-10118-sp, 319 nucleotides long. RefSeq lists its product as uncharacterized. NCBI's taxonomy places the organism in Eukaryota, Fungi, Basidiomycota, Agaricomycetes, Polyporales, Phanerochaetaceae. The transcript has a single exon. The record is from RefSeq and is a predicted model, not a curated record. Bases 118 to 300 code for a protein of 60 amino acids.